Penicillium hordei is the source of this 1623-nucleotide messenger RNA. Its product is annotated as amidase signature domain-containing protein. The transcript has 6 exons. Lineage: Eukaryota; Fungi; Ascomycota; Eurotiomycetes; Eurotiales; Aspergillaceae. Bases 1 to 1623 code for a protein of 540 amino acids. The record is from RefSeq and is a predicted model, not a curated record.
AUGACCAUGUCGAAACCGAAUUGGCAGGCUCUCAUUAACGAGAAACGCGCUUUCCGAGAAUCGCAAAUCCCGCUUGAAUGGCGUCUAGAUGAGAUGAUCACGAGCCAGGCUCAUCGUGACAACCCUAUCAGUGCCUUUGACCUUCUUGAUCAGACUGAUAUUCUUACCCAACAUGAACGCGACAUGACUGAAAACUACGAUGCCACAGCCCUUCUCGCGCAGCUCGCCUGUGGUGCAAUCUCAUCACUGGAGGUCACCGAGGCAUUUUGCAAACGUGCAGCUAUCGCGCAUCAGUUGUUCAACCCCUUAACAGAGAUAUUCUUCGAUAAAGCUUUAAAUCGAGCAAAACAGCUGGAUGCUUUCCUGGCCCGGGAGGGGAAGCCCAUGGGACCCUUCCAUGGAUUGCCAAUCAGCCUCAAAGACACGUGGAUGGUCAAGGGUGAGGCAGCUACUUUGGGCUUCGUCGCAUACUUGACUAAGCCAGUGGCCGAGGAAAAUUCGCCCAUUGUCGACAUACUGUUAGAUGGUGGGGCGGUCCUCUAUUGUAAGACCAACGUCCCCCAGGGACUUUUCACAUUGGAGGGUGAAAAUAAUGUUUUCGGGCUUACCAUGAAUCCGCACAAACUUACCCUGGGUACUGGAGGCAGCAGCUCUGGGGAAGGGGCUUUGGUUGGAUUCCGGGGCUCUCCUCUCGGCCUCGGUACAGAUAUCGGCGGUUCAAUUCGAGUGCCAUCUCACGUUAGUGGCUGCUACGGUUUCAAACCAACGGCAAAUCGAAUUCCAUUUGCGGGCCAGCAGUUCCACUUCCGCAAGGGAUGGCCAGGCAUGUUGCCUUCGGCUGGACCCCAUGCAAAUAGCGCGCGCGAUCUCAUGUUUUUUUGCAGAACCAUCAUUUCAAAGGAGGGCUGGAAAAGGGACUCCGCGUCCCUAGCAAUUCCCUGGAAAGAUGUUCGCAAGAAGAAGCUCAAAAUUGGUUUCUGGCAGGGCGCACAUGAAACCCCGGUCUUUCCCCCAGUUCUCCGAGCACUUCGUAAGGCUGCUGAGGUACUCGAAGCUGCUGGACACGAGAUUGUGCCAGUGUCAACACCUGAGGGUGCUGGUACUUCCCAAUGCCUUAAUAUCUAUGUGCACUCUCUUGGUUUUGACACAAAAGCUACUCUGAUGAAGUUCCUUGAUGAUGCUGAGGAGGAGAUUCUACCCGGCAUGAAGGACUUUAGGAAUCUGAUGGCUGACAUACCCAAAAGUACUCUUGACGACGUCUGGAAGUUCUAUGCUGAUCGCGCUGAUUUCCGGACUGCGUGGCAUACGAAGUUUACAGAUGCAGACAUAGAUGUCUUGCUUUGCCCCUGUCACCAAGGAACUGGCAUGCCUCACUCUGGGUAUGGCUUGCCAAUUUACGCUAUGAUCUGGAACCUACUGGAUUGUCCCGCUAGUGUUGUCCCUUUUUUGAGGUCAAACAAGAAUGUGGACAGUGAGAAGAUUGAAGGAUUUGAUACAGAUGCUGUCGACGGUGCGCCUACACACGUGCAGGUAGUUGGCUGGAGUUUCCGCGAUGAAGAGGUUCUAAUGGCCACUGAAGUGAUUUCAGAUGCGCUGGAGAAAUUCUCUGUGACGAAUUUGUAA